This is a messenger RNA of Chara braunii, 2533 nucleotides long. NCBI's taxonomy places the organism in Eukaryota, Viridiplantae, Streptophyta, Charophyceae, Charales, Characeae. The record is from the annotation of a GenBank genome assembly.
CCUCAGCUACCCGCGCUCCUCCCCCCCGCUAAUCAUCUCAACAUCCAAGUUAUUUCCCCUCCCUCAUACUAAAUGUCUCCCUUUUUUUCUUACACCACCCUUCCUUGCCAACUCAUGGAGAGCCCCUACCCCAUGCGCAACUUCUCCGAGUACUUGGUGGAGAUGAUUGACGUUGAGCCGUUGCCGUGCGUUGACGAAGACGUGUGGGAGUUACAUCGGGUGCUGUAUCGAUCAAUGGUGGUGGGCAUGUUCCGGUUUUACGUGGAGCACGGUGAUCACAAUAUCGCUGAGAACCUGCACGUGUACUACGUCAUCUCACAACCCAAGCCAGAGAAUAAGGAGGGCACGGUGGCAGUGUAUCCGUUCGGGGAGAUCGGGAUGAGCAAGCUGGGAACGUUGGAGCUCAUCCAUAUUGAGGUACUCUCUAUUGAGCAGGUGAUCGGCAGUGAGAAAGAAGACCUCCAACUCCGAUUGCAGACGUCGGACAUCAUCAACUCCUCGGCGAUCGUACCGCACGAUCUCUAUCUAUUUGAUCCGACGCACCAUCUCGCAGGAGCAUGGCUGGCCACGCUUAGAGCACAGCAGUACGAUGAUCACGAAGCACGGAUCAACAUUCCGGCUCGAAUGGGAGGAGAUGCUCAUCAUUGGUAUAGUACCUAUGUAUGGGUGGAUCUCCCGACCUCCGAACGGGAUUUCAUGAACCGAUUUGAUUAUGUUCACCCUGAGCAGGCAUUGUACAUGAUCAAGGACCGAGUGCAAAAACCGCUCGAAUCCGUUGCGGAAUAUCGGAACCGGUUCUACAGGAUGUUCGUAAAAACUGAGCGAGGUGAGCAAGUAGGGAGAGAUCUGUUCAUUGACGGACUCCGCAGUCGAACAAUAAGGACUAAGUUGCGAAAGCAGUUUUCUCCCAUCACUCAUACGCUACAACAAAUUAUGGCUGUUGUGGAAGAAAUGGAACGGAAGUUUGCAGCGAACUUCCUGGAAGGAGAAGACUACCCUAGAGACGGAGAUUUGACCGAGCUCGUACGGGCAAGAGCAGAACUGACUGCUUUACAGAACAAAUUUGAAAACAUGGGAUUUGUAUCAGGACCUGUCACUUACAUGGAACAGUGGGUUCGGUGUCCGAUGGGGAUUUGCAAUGCGCCUGCCACCUUUCAACGAGCGAUGAACAUGACGUUCCAGAAUUUCGUCAACAAGACACGGCUGACGCAAGGGAUGAUCAACUUCUGCGUGAUCGUGUACAUGGACGACAUCCUGGUCUACUCGGAAACCUAUCACGGGCACGCGCAACACAUCGAAUGGACAUUGGGUGCAUUAAGAGACGUGGGGUUCAAAAUUGCGCUUGAGAAGAGCGAAAUUUUCGUCUCGGAAAUUUCGUUCUUGGGCUAUGUUGUGACACGUGGAGGACUGCGACCAGACUCGAGAAAAGUUGCGGCGGUAAAGGAAGCUCCGAUUCCCACGUCACUGACGCAGGUUCGAGCCUUCUUGGGACUGGCGUCGUACUAUCGGCGCUUCAUCAAGGGCUUUGCCUCGAUUGCACGACCACUAACGAAUCUGUUGCGGAAGGAUCAGCCCCUCAGCUGGGACGCGGAGUGCCAGCAGGCUUUUGCAACUCUCAAGGACGCUCUGGCAAUGGCCCCUAUUUUGAUUCGACCGGACCCCUCGAAACAGUUCAUUCUCAUCACGGACUGGCAACCGGAAGCUAUUUCCGCUAUUUUAGCACAGAAGGGGAAUGAUGGUCGCGAACACGUCAUCGAGUUCGCGUCACGAACCGUACCGGACGAACGAAGAAACGACUCCGCACCUCAAGGCGAGUGCUAUGCGGUAGUUUGGGGAAUCCAGCACUUCCAUCCGUAUCUCUACGGACAGAAGUUUCACCUCGUAACGGAUCAUGAGCCUCUGCUGGCAUUGAAGAAGCUCACCAACUGCACAGGCAUGAUUGGCCGUUGGGCGAAGGAGCCGCGGAACGCAUCCCGCCGUCGCAGCGACAACAUUUGGAUCCCCAGGUGGUUCCCGAUCCUGCCUUCUUCAGGCAGCCAACGGCGGAGCAGCUUGCUGCCAUCCAAGAGGAGGAAGAGGAGGAAGAAAGCACUUAGAGUGGAAGACGAGCGGGAAGAAAGUGAGAAAGGCGACGAAGUACUCGGGGAAGAGGAUGAAACCCCCGAAGAAGGAAGCCAUAGCGAGCAUAGCGAGGGGGAGCAGAGCGAAGAAGAGGAAGAAGACAAAGAAGGAGAAGAAGGGCACGAAGAAGAAUCUGUUGGAUCAGAGUGGGAAACCGUGUCGGAAGAAGCGUUGUGCACAGGUACAGAGGCAGAGGGUCCCGAGGCGGCCCGUAAAAGGGAAGAGAUCGCGGCCGAGAAGGAGUUAGAACUUGCAAGCGCGGCGAGUCUGCAGAUUUGCGACGACCCGAACCGUGAUCCGGAGCCGCCCCGACCUGAAGAUGGCGACCUCGCGGCCACGACUCCGGCCUCAUCGGCACGGCGGCGAAGCUGAUCCCCCUCCUCCCCAACCCGUCCCCCAGUUCGCCGACGUA